Messenger RNA from Clonostachys solani, 1047 nucleotides. The record is from the annotation of a GenBank genome assembly. NCBI's taxonomy places the organism in Eukaryota, Fungi, Ascomycota, Sordariomycetes, Hypocreales, Bionectriaceae.
AUGGAUGUAUACUCCAGCGUGGGGAUAGGGCUCACUCAGACACAGCUCUCUGAGAGCCUUGGAGCUGAAUGCGUUUACAUGGCCAUUGACGGUCGCGGGCGACUUGACAUCGGGUUGGCGCAGUUCGUUUCUGAGACGACAUGCAGCUCCGAGAUCCAGGAUCAGAGGGUCUUCAAUGCCCUCCUUUCCUACCUGUCUCCAAGGGUUCCAGACCCCUACGCGAUUGGACAUUCCGAUCCAGUCCUGAUACUCAAGGCCUUGCAGGUACUUGAUCAUGCACUCCACAACGGCUCAAGUUAUUUCGAAGCGCUGGUGCGCCAACAAAGAGACAAUGUACUGAGCCGGCUCAGCAUGUAUGAGGCAUCGGGGGAAGACAGCCUACGAGAUUUGCGCCUGGAAGCUGGGGCAGUAAGGAGACUCAUAUCAGAUGAUGGACAGCAGUUGGAUUUUGAACGAAAGCAUAGCCACACGACCCGCUGGUCUGCGAGAAUCAAUCGGCGUGUGCCUGCUGUUCCACGCCCAUCGUUGAUCUCAACGUCUCUGGGUGAAGGUGCUCCAGAUGCUGCCUCAGGAAGUGACGCAUUCGACCUAUCUGGGCAGGAAACACCACAAACGCCAGCUGGCCAUGUCGGCACGGCACAGCCAAACAACCCCAGACCAUCUACUGCUCCGACUUGGUCUCCUCCACUGCAAUCCCCUUUUGCAUCUCGAGGUUACACAGGGAAGUCGACCGAUAAGGCUUCAAGCGAUGGGGGUGCAAGGGAACAUGCUCGGCCCCCAUCGUAUGAUCCUCAAGUACCACCGAGAACGGCAGGGGACCCUCCUAAACGCAGACCGCUACCUCGUCGAACGAGCUCUACCGAAGGCCUUCGGGAUGGGCGGCCGAUCAAAACUUCAUACAUUGACGAGAUAAGCCGCGCCGAGGAGAACACAGAAGAAGACCUGACCUCUGGCGAGUGGAAAAACGCAUUGUCGGUAUUAGGAGACGAGGUGGUCGAAUACAUUGAAUUUGUUCAGACCUCAUCCUGGCUGAUUUUCCAGACCUGA